This is a messenger RNA of Leptomonas pyrrhocoris, 1333 nucleotides long. Its product is annotated as putative aminoacylase. Gene Ontology annotation, molecular function: hydrolase activity. The transcript has a single exon. The record is from RefSeq and is a predicted model, not a curated record. Bases 128 to 1333 code for a protein of 401 amino acids. NCBI's taxonomy places the organism in Eukaryota, Euglenozoa, Kinetoplastea, Trypanosomatida, Trypanosomatidae.
AGUAGUCCGCUUAUUUCCCAGCAACAGCAAAUUUACACCACCACAGCGAGCUCGCGCAUCACUCCCUUCUCCCAUCCAGGUAUCUACACCAAGAACGACAAGGAAAACACUCAUUCUUUCUGUCGCGAUGCCGUCACUCAAGGAGCAGCUGGACCAGAUGGUGAAGGAGGUGCAGCCGCAGGUCAUCGAGUGGCGCCGCCACAUCCACGCCCACCCGUGCCUCAGCCACCAGGAGGGCCCCACCGUGGCCUACGUGCAGGACAUCCUUCGCUCCUUCUCCGACAAGCUGAUCAUCACCAACCCCACGGAGCACAGCAUCCUGGCGGACCUGAAGGGCGGCGCCGGCGAGGGUCCGAUGAUCGCGCUGCGUGCGGACAUGGACGCGCUGCCGCUGGAGGAGCUGACGGAUGUGCCCUUCAAGUCUCAGAACCCCGGCGUGAUGCACGCGUGCGGGCACGACACGCACACCGCAAUGCUGCUCGGUGCCGCAAAAGUUCUCUGCGCUGUGCAGGACAAGAUGAAGGGCACCGUGCGCUUCGUGUUUCAGCACUCCGAGGAAGCAAGUCCCAGCGGUGCGAAACAAAUGGUGGCGGCCGGUGCGAUGCAAGGUGUGGACAUGGUCUUUGGACUGCACAACGACCCCAGUUUGGCGGUAGGCCGGGCUUCAUCACGCCCGGGCAUCGCCUCCAGCGCGGUGAUCGACUUCAACAUCACUGUGCAUGGCAAGGGCGGUCACGCGUCGGCGCCGCAGCUGUGCACGGACCCCAUUGUGAUCGCCUCCGACAUCGUGAUGAACCUGCAGACGAUCGUGUCGCGGCGCAUUGCUGCGUCGAAGGUGCCGGUGAUCAGCGUGACGACGCUGCAGGCCGGCACGGGCAGCUUCAACGUGAUUCCGGACACCGCGAACAUCCGCGGCACCAUCCGUGCUCUCAGCGAUGAGGGCGAGCGUGACGCGCCGCGGAUGCUGGAGAAGACAGCGAACGCCAUUGCUGGGCUGUACGGCGCGACGUGCACCUUUGAUUGGCCCGAGGUGGUCUACAGCAUGCGCAACGAUCCGAAGUGCUUCGAGAUCAUGAAGAAGGUGUGCAUGGAGAAGCUGGCCGAAGGGGAAGCGAGCUUCGUGCCUAUUAAAGAACCCAUGUUCGGCGCGGAGGACUUCUCGGAGUUCGAGCGGGUGGUGCCGGGGUGUUUUGGCAACUUCGGGGUGAAGAACGAAGCGAUUGGUGCGUGCCACGACUGCCACAACUCGUCGUACAAGGCCGAUGAAGCCGGCUUCGUGACGGCCACCCGCAUCCACGUCGGUCUGGUUGAGGAGCUUCUUAUUCCCGCAUAG